AGGAAUCCGUUCUCCAUGGGAUGUGUAGCUGGGAGAGUUCGUCGCACCGGGAGAGGAGUCUCUGAGUCUCUCUGAAUAAAGACGCCUAAGGUGCGAAGUGACUAGAUGGGAGCCAAGGCGGAAAACUAGGGAAUGGGAGACAUACACCUCUGUGCUGUUAAAAAGCAGGUUGUGUACUUUGAGAAGAGACUAGCUCAGGGCGACUUGUGUCUUAAGAGUUACCACUGAGUCUCUGAAAGUUGUGUUCAGUUCAGAUGAAGUGGCCUUGUGAAUAGGAAUGCCUGUGCAGAUACCAGAAUUGGAGAUGAUGGAUGAAGAUCGGUUAAUUGAAGAAGCCAUGGACAAAUUUGUUAACUGUCAUGAACAAACAUAUGAAGAAUUUCUGAGCACUUUCCCUCAUCUUUCAAAAGAUAAUGUGACCAAAAGAGGAGCCUUUGGGACCAGUUCUUUAGAAAACACAUUUACUUCAAUAAAAUUUACUCCCAGAAAUGAGCCAAAUGAUCAUCAUCUUAGAAAUAAAGCCAUCUUUCUUCGUUCUUCAUCACAGUGUUCAGAAGAAGAACAGAUAGUGAUGGAUGAAGGCCAAAAAGUUGGCAGUUUCUUUCGAGGUGAUCUGAAUCGGGCAGGGAAGGUGAAGGUAGACAAUUUCCUAGAUUUGGAAGAUUUGGAUGUGGAUGAAGAGAUCAAGCCCCAAAUGAGCCAGGAUUUGCUGCUUCCAGGAGAGGUGGAGGAGAAUGUGAGCACCAGUGUCUCUUCUUACAUUUCUUCUGCGGCCCAGCCUCUUACCCCUGGAGUGAAGCCAAGGGCCGCUGCCACCGCCGCCGCCACCGCCGCCGCCGCCGCCAUAAAAGGAGUAGACAGACAAAGGGAAGAGAUAAUCGGAGAUGAAGUUCAGCCCUUCUCACUUGAUGAAGAGUUUGAUUAUGACGCCGUGGUGCUAACCCCCAAGUUCACUCCUGCAGAGAUAGACGCCGUCAAAGAGCUUUCCAAGCAGAAGAGAAAGAGCACCCUGUGACUGAUCCGCCAGCACAUCUUUGUGUUUGUUUUUAUUUUGUUCUUAUUCAAGCAACAUUAGAAUAAAAGAUAAGCCUACUGUAA
Messenger RNA from Camelus dromedarius (Arabian camel), 1098 nucleotides. It is a transcript of the gene IFTAP, whose product is annotated as intraflagellar transport associated protein. Gene Ontology annotation, biological process: acrosome reaction; spermatogenesis. Lineage: Eukaryota; Metazoa; Chordata; Mammalia; Artiodactyla; Camelidae. Gene Ontology annotation, molecular function: intraciliary transport particle A binding. Bases 278 to 1015 code for a protein of 245 amino acids. The record is from RefSeq and is a predicted model, not a curated record. Gene Ontology annotation, cellular component: cytosol; 9+0 non-motile cilium. The transcript is spliced from 8 exons.